This is a messenger RNA of Hyalella azteca, 4003 nucleotides long. RefSeq lists its product as uncharacterized. Gene Ontology annotation, cellular component: cytoplasm. NCBI's taxonomy places the organism in Eukaryota, Metazoa, Arthropoda, Malacostraca, Amphipoda, Hyalellidae. Gene Ontology annotation, molecular function: misfolded protein binding; GTP binding; GTPase activity. The record is from RefSeq and is a predicted model, not a curated record. The coding region runs from base 30 to 3491 and encodes 1153 amino acids. The transcript has 11 exons. Gene Ontology annotation, biological process: protein refolding; cellular response to unfolded protein.
AAGGCGUACAUUUCCCACCUGAUAUCAACAUGGGAGGACGCGUAGUGCCCAUCGUGGUUCAGAAAGAAGGAUCUCGAGAGUUCGAACUCAACGAAGAGGCCCUCAUGAGCGUCUUACACAGACCUGAAGUGCGCGAUACUGCCCUCUGCGUGGUGUCUAUUGCAGGGGCCUUCAGGAAGGGCAAGAGCUUCUUCAUGAAUUGUCUCCUCAAAUACUGCAUGAAUAAAGGCUCACAAGACUGGCUGGGUGAGCAAUUGCAGCCAAUUGGAGGCUUCGUAUGGAGGGCAGGUAUGGAGAGAGUGACCACCGGAAUUUCUAUCUGGAGCGAGCCUUUCCUCUUCAUUAAAUCAACUGGCGAAAAAGUUGCUGUGAUCCUUAUGGACACCCAAGGCACUUUCGAUUUGGAAACGUCGGCACAGGAAUCCACGUUCAUAUUCGCCCUGACUCUGCUGGCCUCUUCUGUCACUGUCUACAACCUGAUGAACCAGAUUCAGGAGGACGACCUCAUGAACCUCCAAACUUUCAGCUCAUAUUGCGUCCUGGCUCAGGAAAAUAGUCAAGGCACGCGUUCAUUUCAGAAGCUGAUGUUCCUCGUGCGCGACUGGAGUCAUCCAACUGACCAUGCGUACGGUCACAAGGGAGGCCAAGUGGUGCUGGAAAAAGUGUUAAACGAAAUCGAUCGCAGCAUCAAGCCCUAUGUCAAGAGGGAUGAACGUAAACAGAGAGCGCGCACUUUAAGCAACGCGGCCUACAACAAGGCCCUGCAAAUGUAUGAGGAAGCUAUGGAUAAAGUGACGAGCUUCGAUCAAGAACCACUCGACGUUUCCUCCCUGAAUGAGAAACACUUAACAUCAAAAGACGAAGCCAUUGCAGCCUACCAGCGGGAACACCAAAACAGCGCGAGCAUCAAACUAAUUCCGGUUGUGAAUGAAAUGAAAGUUCAACUUGAGAGGACUAUCGACAAAAAGUACGCAAGCUACAGCGAACGUAAUGCGCGUAACUCAGACGCGCACUCAUGCAGCAAAGUGGCUCAAAGCCAAGCUCUGGCUUCUUACAAGGAGAAAAUGGACUCGAAAAUCCGUCCCAACAGCGACUACGUGGAUUCCGAUUCCCUGAAAAAUCAACACUUGACAGCGAAGAUACAAUCUUGCUCUCUUUAUGACGAAGGAAACAAAUACACCAUCGACAGAAAAGAGUUUCCUGUUGUCAAUAAACUCAGAGCUCAAUUCGAGAAAGGAAUUGAUCGCAGCUACAAGCCCUAUGUCGAGAUGGAUAAACGUAAACAGAGAGCGCGCACUUUAAGCAACGCGGCCUACAACAAGGCCCUGCAAAUGUAUGAGGAAGCUAUGGGUAAAGUGACGAGCUUCGAUCAAGAACCACUCGAUGUUUCCUCCCUGAAUGAGAAACACUUAACAUCAAAAGACGAAGCCAUUGCAGCCUACCAGCGGGAACACCAAAACAGCGAGAGCAGCAACCAAUUUCCUGUUGUGGAUGAAAUGAAAGUGCAACUUGAGAGGACAAUCGACAAAAAGUACGCAAGCUACAGCAAAAGUAAUGCGCGUAACUCAAACGCGCACUCAUGCAGCAAAGUGGCUCAAUCCGAAGCUCUGGCUUCUUACAAGGAAAUAAUGGACUCGAUAAUCCAUCCCAACAGCGACUACGUGGACUCCACAUUCCUGGAAAAUCAACACUUGGCAGCAAAGUCACAAGCUUGCGCUCUUUACGACUUAGAAAACAGAUUCAUCUUCAGCAGAGAAUUGUUUCCUGUUGUCAAUAAACUAAGAGCUCAACUUGAGAAAGAUAUCGAAGAGGAGAAAACCCACUACGUCAUUUUGAAUGGCCGCGCGCAGCAGAUUAACCUGGCCGUCGAAGCGAAAUUCAAGAUGGCGCCGAAGCAGGACUACGCGAUUGGCAUCGACUUGGGCACGACUAACUCGUGCGUGGGGAUCGUCAGGAACGGGCGCGUGACUAUCAUCGCCGACGAGCUAGGUAGUAGCCUCACGCCGUCGUUUGUGGCGUUCACUGACGAGGAACGACUUAUUGGGGAGUACGCUAAGGCUCAGCGCACCAUGAAUCCUGCCAACACAGUAUACGAAGUGAAGAGACUCAUCGGACGCAAGUUCGGCGAUGAAGCAGUGCAGAAUAAACUCCCCCACUGGCCAUACCGCGUCGUCGACGACAGCGGCAACCCCAAAAUCUGCGUUCAAUAUCUUAAAGAGGAGAAGUUUUUCGCCCCGGAAGAGAUUUCUGCGAUCGUGCUGUCUAAAAUGAAAGACAUCGCAGAAAUAUUCCUUGGAUGUAAAGUGAGGAAAGCGGUUAUUACUGUACCUGCGUACUUUACAGACUCACAACGACAAGCUACCAUCGAUGCCGGAACCAUUGCGGGUCUCCAGGUACUGAAAAUCAUCAACGAACCAACCGCUGCCGCCCUUGCGUACGGGGAAGACACGAUCGUACCCAAUGAGACCAACAUUCUGAUCUUUGACUUUGGUGGCGGGACUUUCGAUGCAGCGGUUCUGAAAAUGAAGAGAGGAAACUACGAAGUCAAAUCUGUUGAGGGUAAUAGCCAGCUUGGAGGAGGAGACAUAGACUCUCGCGUUGGUGAAUUUUUGAUCGAAAAAUUCAGGGAGAAAACUGGACUGAAUGUAUCAGAUGAUAUAAAAGCAAAAGCAAAAAUUGCCAAACAUGCCGAACAGGCAAAGAUCAGUUUGUCAGUUCGGGAGCAGCACAAAGUUCAUAUCGAGGGCUUAAGUCAAGGGAAAGAUUUCAUCUUCCCUUUAACCCGAGGCAGGUUCGAAUCACUUUGCGCAGAUAUUUUUGCAGAAACUAUGCAGUGUGUGGACAAAGCGAUUAGCAAUGCCGGGCUGACAACCAACGAAAUUCACGAAGUUCUCUUAGUCGGCGGUUCGAGUUGGAUUCCCAAGCUCAAAAAAAUGCUAGAGGGAAAAUUUCCAAACAAGGGAAUCAAAAGGACGAUCAACCCUGCGGAAGCAGUUGCGUAUGGCGCAGCUGUCCAGGCAGCCAUGCUCAACAACGACCGAAGUGUAGAAGACAUUCAGCUGACGGAUGUGACGCCGCUAUCACUUGGUACGGAUAUUAUUGGUGAUAAAAUGAGCACCAUAAUCAUGCGAAAUUCUAAGAUACCAGUCGAAUGCACUAGGAAUUACACGACAACCUCCGAUUAUCAAAAAGCCAUAGCAGUCAAAGUUUAUGAAGGCGAAUUUUCAGUUGCAUCGAUGAACAAUCUGUUGGGAGAGUUCAUUGUUGAAGGCAUCGAAAGGGCCCUGGCUAAGGUACCCUCAAUCGCGGUAACUUUUUCCCUAGACAUGAACGGGAUAUUGAGUGCUACUGGCGUGGACCGGAAGACAGGAGGCAGAGGUCAAGUUACCAUCUCCGUUAAUAAAGGACGUCUCAAAAAGGAGGACAUUGAGAGAAUGAUUAUAGAAAUGAAGGACAUGGAGAUUCAAAGCCGUGCUCUGAUGAAUGCUUAAUUCUGCCCUUUAACUGGUGGCAGAGAUCGCAAAAUAGGAAAGUCUUCAUGAAACACAUAAAUGCACUAUACAUUAAUUCAAUCUUAACCAGUUAUAACCAACAUUGAAUUAGCAUCACAAUGUGGAACAUGCUUUUAUUUUUACUUGCAUUAUUUGUACAUUUAUUUUAUAUUGGUACGAUAAGAAUUGUUCAUAAUUACUUGCUGCUUCAUGCUUUCUAUGUACUGCGCACUUUAUUACAAUUAAUGUUGUUAUUUAUAAUAAUUCGACUAUUACAGCUUGAUCUUUCAAAAAAUCGUUUAAGACUUGAAGGUUAAAUUCUACUGAAUCCUUACUUCGUCCUCCUUAUACAUUCAUGAGAAUUUUUUUAUUUAGGGUAUUUAUGAUGGUGUCACCGGACGUGUGCCGCUACCUUUAAUCUUAUCAGGAUGAUCGAAGCUCCACGGCCAAACGCCGGCAACUAUCUUGUAGAAAGUUCACUUUAUUGCACUGGGAUGUUCAUUCAUUAAAAG